AUGCUGGGUUUCCUGAAGAAGGAGCCCUCCGAGUCCGAGCUCAGGGCGCAGGAGGUUGUCGCCCAGGACACCACCCCGCGCAAGCCAUUCCGCGAGGCGAUCGUGCCCGUCAUCGCAUGCGGCGCCGGUCUGUUUUCCGACGGCUACAUUAACAACGUUAUUGGCUCCGUGACGACGGUUCUCGCGCUCCAGUAUGGCGACCUGUACAAGAACUCGAACGCGAAGAAGUACGUCGGCGACAUUGCUUUCGCCGGCACAGUCGUCGGACAGCUCGCAUUCGGCUGGCUAGCGGACCACUGGUCGCGCACGAACUCGCUGCUCGUGUCUACCAUCAUCCUCGUCGUUUUUACUGCGCUCGCUGCCGGAUCCUACUACAAGGGCGACGACAUAGGCAUGUUCAACAUCCUGGCAGCGUGGCGAUUCUUCGUCGGAAUCGGUAUCGGAGGCGAGUACCCGGCUGGCAGUGUCGGUGCCGCUGAGUCGACUGGAGAGCUCAAGUCCGGCAAGCGCAACAUGUUCUUCAUUCUCUUCACAAACUCGAUGAUUGACUGGGGCUUCGUCAUCGGCGCAUUCGUUCCGUACGUCGUCGCAGCUGCGUGCCACAACGGCCACUACAGCACCAUCUGGCGCACCAGCUUGGGCAUCGGUGUAGUUUUCCCCAUCUUCCUGUUCGUCCUCCGUAUUUUCGUCAAGGAGAACGAAGAAUUCCAGAAGAACUCGAUGCGUCACGCCAAGACGCCGUACCUCCUCUCCCUCCGCUUCUACGGCUGGCGCCUGUUUGUUGUUAGCUUGAUCUGGUUCAUCUACGAUUUCUCCGCCUACUCUUUCGGCAUCUACUCAUCCACCAUCCUGAGCAAUAUCUACGGCGACACGGCCCCGCUCACGACCGUCUUCGGCUGGAACACUGUGAUCAACCUGUUCUAUAUCCCCGGCACGAUGCUCGGUGCCCCUGCCUCAGACUGGCUCGGCCCCCGAUACGCCCUCGCUUUGGGCGUCUUCCUCCAGGCUAUCGUCGGUUUCAUCAUGGCUGGUGACUACUUCAACCUGUCCCAGCCCGGCAUGGUCGGCGGAUUCGUUGUCGUGUAUGGUGUAUUCCUGGCUCUUGGAGAGUUCGGCCCCGGUAACAACAUUGGUCUCCUGGCGGCCAAGACCUGUGCGACUGGCAUUCGCGGCAAGUACUAUGGCAUUGCCGCUGCUAUUGGCAAGAUCGGCGCCUUCGUGGGCACUUGGGUCUUUCCAUACAUCCAGGCCGCUGCCGGCGACAAUGCGGUCGCUACUGCGCAGUACCCCUUCUGGGUCUCCUCGUCUCUCUGCGUCCUGUCUGCUGCCCUCGCCCUCUUCUGCUUGCCCCACAUCGGCCAAGACACCAUUGCCCUCGAGGACGCCCGCUUCCGCGCCUACCUGGAGGCGAACGGCUACGACACACGCCAGCUCGGCCUCAAGAAGGGCGAGAGUGUUGAAAAUGCCCACGACAGCGAUAUCCCGUCUGAGGGUGUUGCCGUGAAGGGCGAGAAGACGGUCGCCUAG
Colletotrichum chrysophilum is the source of this 1527-nucleotide messenger RNA. RefSeq lists its product as uncharacterized. NCBI's taxonomy places the organism in Eukaryota, Fungi, Ascomycota, Sordariomycetes, Glomerellales, Glomerellaceae. Gene Ontology annotation, cellular component: plasma membrane. The record is from RefSeq and is a predicted model, not a curated record. Bases 1 to 1527 code for a protein of 508 amino acids. Gene Ontology annotation, molecular function: carboxylic acid transmembrane transporter activity. The transcript is spliced from 6 exons. Gene Ontology annotation, biological process: carboxylic acid transport; transmembrane transport.